Molecule: messenger RNA, 5164 nt
Organism: Peromyscus maniculatus bairdii (prairie deer mouse)
Lineage: Eukaryota; Metazoa; Chordata; Mammalia; Rodentia; Cricetidae
Gene: Il1rapl2
Product: interleukin 1 receptor accessory protein like 2
Biological process (GO): signal transduction
Molecular function (GO): interleukin-1, type II, blocking receptor activity
Source: RefSeq, a predicted model, not a curated record
UUAAACCAGGGGAUGGGGGACUUGGGUUGGUAGCUUCUCUCCCCCACUCUCCUCAUUCGGUCUUCCCUCCUGGCGCUCCCAAAUCCAAAGGGGGUGUGAAGGAGGAGGAGGAGCAGAGCGGCCCUUUGCCGUGACGUGCCAGAAUGGUCCUUCUCUAAUUCGCACCUCCCGGUUGCAGUCAGUCAGCCAGGAGGCACUAAACUGUUAGCAACGAAGCCCAGGCUCUGGGUGACUUCCACUACCCUCCCACUUCCUUACUCCAGGCAUAUUUCGGAGGCGCUGGCGACGGUGACAAGAUGUGAGAGGAGCGCGGGGCUUACUCCCCGCACUCCGCUCCUUGAGGGCUGGGGCAAGUGGCUUCUGCGCACCGACCUGAGGACUACGGGAAGCGCUGAAGAGGCGCGGAAGGCAGGAGGGCGAGCGGGGGUUCAUGCGGGCUGCCUGCACCGCAGCCGGGCUGAGCCGGUGGCUCCGCUGCCUUCUAGAGCUUGCGUCCCCCACGAGCGGUGGUUGCGCCACCGGCUGAGGCACCCCGCGUCCUGGCGUCCCGUGAGGCGCGCACCGUUUGGUUUGGACGAGGUGCGGCUGGAAAGAGGCUGCACCAAAGCGAAGUCGCUCCGAAGAAUCUUGGAGGCGGGCACCUUCAAGAAUCCGGUCUCUGAGCUGAGAGGUGGUACCUGCCAUUCUAACUAAAGGGCCUAAUGAUCUAGGAACCCUCCUGUAUCCUGUUCCCUCUCAGGUUUCCCCCAAAGUCCACGGAAGCAUCACUGAACUCCAGGAAGCUUCCGAACUUCCCUGGCAUCCUCGUUGGCUAAGGACUGGGAGUGGAGAGAACCUGGUGGGAGACUGUGCCCGCGGCUUGGGAGACACAGUCUUCCAAACGCCUUCUUCAUCCCACUGUCAUUGGGCAGCUUUACUGACCACCCUGGAAACCUGCGCUCUUCUUUCUGGACUCCGCUCUCCAUCUCACCCUAGACAUGGAACUACACGCCUGAGACCUGCUGGACCUUACUGGUGGUUUUGCAAGACUCGGCUGCCAAAGAACGUGAACAAUGAAGCUGCCACUUCUUCUGGCCCUGGUGGUCUGUUCUGCAGUCAGUACAAAUUUGAAGAUGGUAUCAAAAAGAAAUUCUGUGGAUGGCUGCAUUGACUGGUCAGUGGAUCUCAAGACCUACAUGGCUUUGGCAGGCGAACCUGUCAGAGUGAAAUGUGCCCUUUUCUACAGUUACAUUCGCACCAAUUAUAGCAUGGCCCAGAGUACUGGGCUCAGACUCAUGUGGUACAAAAACAAAGGUGAUUUGGAAGAGCCUAUCAUCUUUUCGGAGGUCAGGAUGAGCAAAGAGGAAGAUUCAAUAUGGUUUCACUCAGCUGAGGCACAAGACAGUGGAUUCUACACUUGUGUUUUAAGAAACUCCACAUACUGCAUGAAGGUGUCAAUGUCCUUGACUGUUGCUGAGAAUGAAUCAGGCCUCUGCUACAAUAGCAGAAUCCGCUACUUAGAGAAAUCUGAAGUUACUAAAAGAAAGGAGAUCUCCUGCCCAGACAUGGAUGACUUUAAGAAGUCUGAUCAGGAACCUGAUGUUGUAUGGUACAAGGAAUGCAAGCCAAAAAUGUGGAGAAGCAUCAUAAUACAAAAAGGAAAUGCUCUUCUCAUUCAGGAAGUUCAAGAAGAAGAUGGUGGAAAUUACACAUGUGAACUUAAAUAUGAAGGAAAACUUGUAAGACGAACAACAGAACUGAAAGUUACAGCUUUGCUCACAGACAAGCCUCCCAAGCCAUUGUUCCCCAUGGAAAAUCAGCCAAGUGUUAUAGAUGUCCAGCUGGGUAAACCUCUGAACAUACCUUGCAAAGCAUUCUUUGGAUUCAGUGGAGAAUCUGGACCAAUGAUCUAUUGGAUGAAAGGCGAGAAGUUUAUUGAAGAACUGGCAGGUCACAUUAGAGAAGGUGAAAUAAGGCUCCUCAAAGAGCAUCUUGGAGAAAAAGAAGUUGAAUUGACACUCAUCUUUGACUCAGUGGUGGAAGCUGACUUGGCUAAUUAUACCUGCCAUGUGGAAAACAGAAAUGGACGGAAACACGCCAGUGUUCUACUACGUAAAAAGGAUUUAAUAUACAAAAUUGAGCUUGCGGGUGGCCUGGGAGCAAUCUUCCUCCUGCUUAUACUGCUGGUGGUGGUCUACAAAUGCUACAACAUAGAACUGAUGCUCUUCUACCGACAGCGUUUUGGAGGUGAUGAAACUACUGACGACAACAAAGAAUAUGAUGCCUAUCUCUCUUACACAAAAGUGGAUCAAGAUACUUUGGACUGUGACAAUACUGAGGAAGAGCAGUUUGCUCUUGAAAUACUGCCAGAUGUCCUAGAAAAACACUAUGGAUAUAAACUCUUUAUCCCAGAAAGAGAUCUGAUUCCAAGUGGAACAUACAUUGAAGAUCUCACAAGAUGUGUUGAACAAAGCAGAAGACUUAUUAUCGUGCUAACUCCAGACUAUAUUCUCAGACGGGGAUGGAGUAUUUUCGAACUGGAAAGCAGACUCCAUAACAUGCUAGUCAGUGGAGAAAUCAAAGUGAUUUUAAUUGAGUGUACAGAAUUAAAAGGGAAGGUGAAUUGCCAGGAAGUGGAAUCAUUAAAGCACAACAUCAAACUUCUAUCACUGAUCAAGUGGAAGGGACCCAAAAGCAGCAAAUUAAAUUCCAAGUUUUGGAAGCACUUAGUGUAUGAAAUGCCCAUCAAGAAAAAAGAAAUGCUAUCCCAUUGCCAUGUUCUAGACUCUGCAGAACAGGGGCUUUUUGGAGAACUUCAGCCUAUACCUUCAAUUGCCAUGACAAGUACAUCAGCCACAAUGGUGCCAUCGCAAGCUGAUCUCCCUGAUUUCCACCAUUCAGAUUCAAUGCAAAUGAGGCACUGUUGCAGAGGAUACAAACACGAGAUGCCAACCAACACCCUGUCAGUACCUUCCUUAGGCAACCACCACACUUACUGUAACUUGCCACUGACACUCCUCAACGGACAACUACCACUUAAUAAUUCCCUGAAAGAGACUGAGGAAUUUUCAAGGAACAAUUCCCUACUGCCGUUAUCAUCCAAAGAGCUUAGCUUCACCAGUGAUAUUUGGUAGUGAGAAAAAAAAAUCUCAAUUCCUCUGAACAUCUACAUGAGAAUAUGGAAUUUCUGUUAUACUGAGCAUAAAUUACACCUAAAAACAUUGAGGUGCUGAAAAUGUGAAGAAAAAGGCACAAAAAUCAUGUUUAUACUUAAAUAUUUUUGUUUACACUUAUAGAGUAGUGGGGGAAUAGAAGGUCUUGCUUUUGUAGUAUGGCAUCUUGUGCCAAUGUACAGUUUUGAUUUUUUUCCUAAAAAGAAAAAAAUUGAAUUGUGUCCUUUUCAAGGAAGUUUUAUGGCACCACAAGGACUGCCCAUAUUUAAGAAUUCAGCAUUUAAACAUAUUUUUCAAAAAAAAAAAAAGGAAAUCCUAGAGACUCAAUGAACUUGAAAAUUAUGAGUGAAUGUUUAAGUGAAAGGAGAACUUUUAUAGAAUAACAGAAAACAGUUGGGAAUUACAAAGGAAAAAAAUUGAUACAGCUAAUUGGAAGACUGUUCAGGAAGAUCAGUUGAGAAAAUAGUAUGAUUGAAACAUUUACAUCUUCUUCAACAUAAUGGACAACUUCUGUAGACUAAACCAACAGCCUGUAAUAACAGCUUUUAGUUCUAUUAGACAAGCACAGCAACUGUAGCCACACUGGUAGGUAGGGAAACUAUGUGCAUUCCUUAAGCAAACGAAUAGACAACUCUAAGCUCUUUAAAGAUGAUUUUUAGUAAGCCUUAUGACUUUCUGGAUCAUUAAAAAACAUUUUACAACUUUGAAAAUGCAUCUUAAAGUGCGCAUUUUAUUGUUUUCUAAAACAUUCCUAUUUAAAUGUUUUCUUCCCAAACACUCUUGUGAUCCUCUCGAAGAUUUAUGUGAAGAUGUGGGCAUUGUCCUACUUGUUUUUCAGCCUCACUGCAAGUUGAACUUAAAUUCAUAUUGACUGCAAAUGUCUGCAGUUGGAAAGAAGUAAUGACACUAUUCAGAAAUGAAGUGCUAAGCGACUCGAGUUUACUAGUAAUAGAGCAGCAACUGCAGACUUUUCAUUGCAACGUAGUUGUGAAAUAGACUAUUCUGUACAUACAACGAGUCUGUUCCUGCAGAAGUAUCUGUAUUCCCAGUGCUUCAGAGAAUAUAUUUGAUAGACUAAACUUGUCUACUCUCAUGCAGUGACUGUGACUGUACCAUAUGAGAACGUCUUUGUCAAUAGCCUAUCUCCUAUUGGCUAUAAGAAAUGUACUCCUAUUCUAGCAUUUAUUAUGGAUUAUGACUUUCCAUCACUUACAAUUAGUUUGGUGUGCUCUCCAACUUGAUACCUGUGGGGGUCAAUUUCAUAACUGCUUAUCAAAGUUGAUUCAGAAAUUUUGCAAAUGGUUCUUACAUAAAGUUCUUGAACAAUUAUAAACAAGGACAAUGUACACAAUGUGUUAAAAUUAAGACUUUGUUUACCCCCUUGUGAUUGUGAGACCCCAAAGUAGAAGCAAACAUAAGAAAAUAUUCUUUGAUGAUCUGUCUCUAAUCUCUUUCCGUGGUUGGUUCCCUGUAAUCCAUCUAUUCUGUGAAAGUACCUGUUUCUCUAUUGCUUUUCUAUAUCUAACUGUUCAGAAAAUGCAUUAUGCACCAAACUGAGUGAAAUUUUCACAGUGAUACACGUUCAUUUCACAGGGAGACAAUUAAUUUCCCCUUUGAAAAGUCCUGUUCAAUAUAUGUAGGUAUUUCAUAGAUGUAUUUUUUUCCACCAAGAAUGGAAACUUCUGUUAAAACUAUAGGUAUUUCAAAAUGAAAAUGUAUCAAUUCUGAAGUGUUUUUCCAGUGUUAUAAAGUUGUAUUUACUCUGGGUGUUCCUUAAUGCUAUGUGUAAUGACUAAAUUAAUAAUUUGCAUGAAAUGAGUGCUACAUGUUUUAAGUGGACAAUUGUACUUUAUACUAUUUUAUUUUUCACAGAAAUCUAGAUUAAUUCAAAUAGAAUGUUCAGUCGUAUUUUUAAACUAAUAGUUCUGUAUUGAGCAUGCCAGUUCUGAAAAUAUAACAUGGGCCUCUCUGCUUCCUUUAUUUACAAUGAUUAAACGUGGGUAGCAAUUUGA